GCCGCAGGCACGGGGGUGGGGGAAGGGCGGCUGGGUGUGAUGGUCUGGAGGCCUGCGGAGCAGAUGUCCGGGCAGCAGGCUUUUCCCCACCCUUUUUGGUGUCUGGGCCCUGCAAAGGUUGUAGGGGAGGCGCCUAGGGGAGAAAUGGCGGCGCGGGAGCAGGGGAGUGUGUGUCCCUUGGAGGUCGCUGGGGAGUGUGGUGUCCCUUGGAGGUCUCUGUCGGUGGGUUGGGGGCGGGUGUCCAGCUCUGGGCCUAGUUUAGCUCUGGGUGGUGAGUUGCCUUGCUACUUGGGCCUUACUCCAGGAGGCCCUUGUGUCCUGUCUCUUCCCAUAGGCUUCUGCUUGGUGGCAAAGUCUCCUGUCUGAGUGGUAGGAGUGGUGCAUUCUGGGGAAGGGGAAACAUAAUUAGAGGGGCACCAGAACAUAAGAAUGAAAUGUUCAUCUGCUUUCCAUACAGGAUUGAUUGUUUUAUUCCCUUCUAUAUUUAGAAUCUUGUGCGUAAUUUACUGCAAGCAAGUGGUCAUGAUAAGGAGUUGGUCAUAUUAUGAUAUUAUAUGAUAUUAUGAUUUUAUUAUAUGAUAUAUUCAAGAUACAUUUUUUCAACAUUCUGUUUCACUUUGACGAUUUUUUAUAUGUUUGAAUGGGAGUUAAAGUAAAGGAGAAGUUUUUGUGCAGUAUCUUGGUUUCUAUAGGUUGACUCUUCUCCAGCCAGAGGAUUCUUCUUUAGUGGGAAGGAGAGUAUCUCCUGAGCAUCCUGCUUUGUGAUGAGUCUGGCAUUGGUAGCACAUAAGAUCUGCCUGUGAAGUCAGCCGGACGACUUUCAACAGUGAAAGUGAGGAAGGAGGAAACAGUCCCAUCACAUCAGUGCAAGUUGGUGUGAGGCCUUUCUAAAGACAUACACGUUCCUGAUGGUGUCUCUCCAGUGCUAGCCUUGGACUGGCAGAAGACUGCUUUCAACGGCUCUGCCUUUGGAAAUCAUCAUCUUCCCCUAACCCGAGUCUUUCCUCUGUCCCUGCCGUUGAUAGAGGCUGUAUGACAAAAAGGGACCUUUGUAAUUACUAAACUGACAGCUGUCUUUGACUCUUUCUGCCAAGUUCAUCUCUGACCAAGUUAGACAGUGUAAAGAGAGUAGCCUGGACUGAACCGAGAACUAAGGUUAAGACUGGACAGGUGUCUGUAGCUGUGCUUCAGCCAUGACUGGUGCAAAGAAUAAGGCUAGAGCGCAGGCUAAACUAGAAAAAAGGGCAAAUGCCCAGGCCAGAGCGGUGGCAGAGAGGGAGGCUGCCAAUGCAAGCAGAGCUGCAGGCAAAAACCGCGACAAAGGAAAACCGAAGGCAGGAACUAGAACAGAUGCAGUGGCGGAGAUGAAGGCGGGGUCUAAGAACAAGGCAGGUACUGAGAUGAAAGAAGGGGCGAGGUCAGACUCUAAGGCUCCAGGAAAAGGCACAUGGGAUUACUACCAUAAGGCUGAGAACAAGGUGGCGAGAUCUACGCGUAAAGAUAAGGCCAGUGACGCCUGGUUCUGGGCUGGGGAAGAGUCUGGCAUCAAUUCUUGGUUCUGGAAGGGAGAAGAGGUUAGUAAUAAUUCUGUUGCUAAGGGUGAAAAUAAAACUAAUACUGGUACUCAGGGUCGCACUGAGGAGUCAGAGCCUACACCAAGGGCCAGCCACAAGUCUAGGUCAGGGGCCGAGGAGGAGGAGGAAGAGAAUGUUAUUGGGAACUGGUUUUGGGAAGGAGAUGAUGCUGGUUUUGAUCCUAAUCCUACACCUGUGUUCAGAAUAGUUAAACCUCAGCCAGUGGAUGAAAUUAAUGAAAAAAACAGGCCAAAGGACUGGUCUGAGGUUACCAUUUGGCCCAAAGCUCCUGCUGUAACUCCAGCAGUGUUAGGUUAUAGAUCUCAGGACUCAUCUGAGGGAAGGCCCUCUUCGUAUAUCGUGCUGGCCUCAAACGAAGAAGAAACUUCAACAGCAGCCUCCACUAAGAAUACGCGAUCAAGCCUACAGCCUAUACCCGAGUAUCCAUUUGGUUCUGAACCUUGCAUCCAGACCUUAGAUGAAAUCAGACAACAAAUCAAGAUCAGAGAAAUGAAUGGCAUCAAGCCCUUCGCUUGUCCUUGCAAAAUGGAGUGCUAUUUGGAUUCCCCAGAAUUUGAAAAGCUUGUUAACAUACUUAAGUCAACUACUGAUCCCCUCAUUCAUAAAAUAGCACAGAUAGCAAUGGGUAUACAUAAAGUUCAUCCAUUUGCCCAGGAAUUCAUUAAUGAAGUGGGUGUGGUGACACUUAUUGAAAGCUUGCUCAGUUUUUCUUCCCCUGAAGGUAUAAAAAAGACUGUUAUUACUCUGAAUUCUUCUGGGGAUGAAAGACAACACAAAGUUGAAUUUCAUGUUAAGCAUAUGUGUAAAGAAACUGUGUCUUUCCCCUUGAACUCGCCCGGCCAGCAAUCUGGAUUAAAAAUACUAGGGCAGCUAACUACUGAGUCUGUUCAUCACUACAUUGUCGUGAGUUACUUUUCAGAGCUUUUCCAUUUACUGUCCCAGGGAAAUCGUAAGACUAGAAAUCUUGUUUUGAAAGUAUUUUUGAAUAUGUCUGAAAAUCCAAGGGCAGCCAGAGAUAUGAUCAAUAUGAAGGCAUUAGCAGCAUUAAAACUCAUCUUUAACCAAAAAGAGGCAAAAGCAAAUCUUGUUAGUGCUGUGGCCAUCUUUAUUAACAUAAAGGAACAUAUUAGAAAGGGCUCAAUUGUAGUAGUCGAUCACUUGAGUUACAAUACUCUUACUGCCAUAUUCCGUGAAGUUAAAGGGAUUAUUGAAAGAAUGUAAAAUGACCCAGAAAUGGAAGGUAACACUGAACAGUGUCCAAAUUCUGAUUGGCUAUACAUUCCCAAAGAGUUUUGCAUACUAUUUUGGUAAUAACUGUACACACAUUUUGUCUUAACAUCUUUUACAAAUUAUUACCUGUGACAGGGUCUAGCUCAAAUCUAAAACAUUUUUGGUGUAUCAAAUGAAUAUUAAACCUUGAGAUAAACAAGUUUGUUGAUUUCUAUCUUAUCUAGAUUAGCAGAUUUUUAACAUUUUACUUAAAGAAAUUGUGAUCCAGCUAUCAAAAGUACAGUGUCUUGGUGAUUGUUAUCUGCUUAGAUCUAUUUGUGGCUCCAGAUAGCAAAAAAAGAAACUACUGGUCUUGUAAUCUAGUUACAGAAAUAAGGCGUAUGCAAAUAAAGAUAACUGAUGGUACCUACA
Molecule: messenger RNA, 3236 nt
Organism: Peromyscus californicus insignis
Lineage: Eukaryota; Metazoa; Chordata; Mammalia; Rodentia; Cricetidae
Gene: Gprasp3
Product: G protein-coupled receptor associated sorting protein family member 3
Exons: 4
Coding region: 1194-2816 (540 amino acids)
Source: RefSeq, a predicted model, not a curated record